GGAGAAGAUGGCGGAUGACAAGGAUUCUGUAUCCAAGCUUAAGGACCUGACAUUCCUCAAAAACCAGCUGGAAAGCCUACAGCGACGUGUGGAAAGUGAGGUCAACAGUGGCGUGAGUCAGUUUGCUCACUUUGCUGCCACCUCCAUUACCCUUCUUGGAAAUGGUACAAUGAAGGAUGGUGUGGAAGAGGGACCACAACCAAGGGACCCUUUGAAGCAUCCAGAGUGCUCCACCUGGCAAGACCAGGAUGCUGUCCAGCACUCAUGAGGUGAGGAAACCCCAGGAGCAACCAGCAUACACAGCAGCCUGCCGAGCUAAUGUGUUUCACCCUCCUAGAUCAUCAUGGUGGCUUUUCAAACAAGAUGCCAUAUAUUCACCCUGCAGCUGCCACUGUAACCCAACUAACUCCUUUAUAGUCAACGCGAUGGUUCAAAGGACACUGUCCAGACGCCUUGUGAAUCUGGCAGCUCCUCAGGGGAAGCACAGGUUCGGGGGGACGUCUGUCUGCUUGGGAAUGUGGAAGCCAGGAGCCCAGAACUCAAUCUAGAUCUCCCAUGUGGGUGGCAAGAACUCCACUACUUGAGGCUUCACCUGCUGCCUCCCAAAGUGUGUGUCAGCAGGAUGCUGAAAUCAGGAGAGCUGGGACUCAAAUCCAGGUACUCUGAGAGCUGCGGAAGGCGCGGAGGGAGCAGCAGCUGAUCAGCAAGAGGCUGCUGAGAGACGACGUCCCAGAGGAAGCCGGAGAGGGCUGUGCGGCCGCCGUCCUCGGGGAAGCCGAGGUGCAGCAGUUCCUGUGGCUAGCCCAGCGGGGGACAGAGGAGAAGGAGAGAGAGAAGGCUCUGGUCAGCCUCCGUCGAGGCUUGCAGCACCUUGAGACACAGCAAAUCUUCAUUCGGCUGGAGGGCAGCAUGCGGACCCUAGUCGGGCUGCUGACCGGCAGCCGGGCCCUGUUGCAGCUUGAGGCGGCUCGGUGCCUGCAUGAGCUCUCUCACUCGGAGCAGUCCGCGGUGGCCGAGGCCUGCCUGCCGGCCACUUCCUACCUCCUCACCUACCUCUCCGGUCACAGCUCAGACUUCAUAGAGCUGUGUCUGUAUACGCUGGGUAACCUGAUCGUGGAAAGUGAGGCUGUGAGAAGGCAACUCCUGCCACAGGGCAUCGUUCCGGCCUUGGCCACCUGCAUCCAGUCCCCACAUGUGGCUGUGCUGGAAGCCCUUGGAUACGCCUUGUCGCAGCUUCUGCAGGCUAAGGAAGCUCCAGAGAGGAUCAUUCCCUCUAUCCUGGGUUCCACUCUCCCCCAGCACAUGCUGCAGUUGUUGCAACCUGGUCCAAAGCUGAACCUUGGGGUCGCUGUGGAGUUUUCCUGGUGCCUUCACUACCUCAUAUGCAGCCAGGUCAACAACGCCCUGCUUAUCGCUCAUGGGGCUCUCUCUACUCUGGGGCUGCUGCUGCUGGAGUUGGCUGGGGCUGUCCAGAGACCUGAGAAUGCGGGACUGGAGCUGCUGGCGUGUCCUGUGCUGCGGUGUCUAAGCAACCUGCUGACGGAGGCGGCAGCGGAGGCUGUGGCCGAGCACAUGCAGCUCAGAGAUGAGCGUGUUGUGGUGGCCUUGUUUGUCCUUCUGCAGUUCUUCUUCCAGAAACAGCCCGGCCUGCUUCCCGAGGGCCUCUGGCUCCUCAACAACCUCACUGCCCACAGUCCUAGUUUCUGUACCUCCUUGCUCUCCCUGGAUCUGAUUGAGCCGCUCUUGCAGCUGUUGCCAGUAUCUAAUGUGGUGAGCGUACUGGUGCUCACAGUCCUAUGCAAUGUUGCAGAGAAGGGUCCUGCUUACUGCCAGCGACUGUGGCCAGGGCCCCUGCUCCACUCUCUGGUGAACAUACUGGCCUUCUCUGACACUGAAGUAGUAGGUCAGAGUUUGGAAUUGCUGCACCUGCUGUUCCUGUAUCAGCCAAAGGCCACGGAAGCCUUUCUGCAGCAGUCAGGACUGCAGGCCCUGGAAAGGCAUCGGGAGGAGGCCCAGCUUUGCGCUCGUGUCCACGCUCUCCAGCAGACGGCUCUUCACGGGUGACCUGGCUUCUCAGAGCCACCCUCGCCUCCCCAGCCCCACCAGCUUCUGUGCCCUUAUUCUCUAAGAGAAUUGGAGCCUUUGGGUGUUUCAGUUGAUAACAAGGUUUUAUGCUCUCUGUUCCCACACUGAACCUAAGCACAGACGACUGCAUUCAGCUCCUCUUUGACCCAGCAGUGUGUAUUCAGGAGGACCAGAGGGAGCUCAGUGUGGCUUAUUUAUUUUGGGGCCCUGGAUUUCCCCCACCUUUAUUUGCCUCAGCAGCUGAUGGCUUUUGGUGAGAAACAAUAAAGUUUUAUUUUUAUAUUAAA
This is a messenger RNA of Oryctolagus cuniculus (rabbit), 2372 nucleotides long. NCBI's taxonomy places the organism in Eukaryota, Metazoa, Chordata, Mammalia, Lagomorpha, Leporidae. The record is from RefSeq and is a predicted model, not a curated record.